Dioscorea cayenensis subsp. rotundata (Guinea yam) is the source of this 1784-nucleotide messenger RNA. RefSeq names its product plastidal glycolate/glycerate translocator 1, chloroplastic. The transcript is spliced from 8 exons. Lineage: Eukaryota; Viridiplantae; Streptophyta; Magnoliopsida; Dioscoreales; Dioscoreaceae. The record is from RefSeq and is a predicted model, not a curated record. The coding region runs from base 212 to 1582 and encodes 456 amino acids.
UCUUCUUCUCCACUGCUCUCUUCUCGUCCCUUUCUCUUCUCUCGAGCACACGUCUCACUCCUCCAAUGGCUGCCAUCGCGCCUCACCCUGUUCUCUUGCUUCCCCGUCACUCCAAAUCACCCUCAGUCCCAUCACUACUCCAUUCUAAAGCACCCCACCUUGUUCUCCCUCAGAACCCCACAUCUCUUCUCAACUUCUUCCCAGAAGAUCCAUGUCACCCAGCUCUGACAAAUCUCUCCCUCUUCUCCUACCCCGAGCUAGCUCUUCUUCCCCUUCUGAUGUUUCCGCUGAUAAAAACCCCGCUUUUGGACUUCAAUCUUUUGUUGGGGUUCUUCAUCUUGUUGUUUCGUUGGGGUUAAUCCUUGCCGCUGAUAAGCUGCUCAAGCAGGCUUUUACCGAGGCGGCUAUCAAGUUCCCAAGUGCUCUUUUUGGGAUGUUUUGUGUCUUCACUGUGUUGAUAGUGUUGGAUGUUGUGGUUCCAGCGGCUGCCAUGGGUUUGAUGAACUUCUUUGAGCCAGCAACGUUGUUUAUCCAGAGGUGGCUUCCUUUGUUUUACGUUCCAUCUUUGGUGGUUUUGCCGCUGGCUGUGAAGGAUAUUCCUGCUGCUUCUGGGCUUAAGAUUUUGUUCAUAUUAGUUGGAGGUUGGCUGGCUUCACUUUCUGUUGCCGGGUACACUGCCAUAACAAUUAGAAGAAUUGUGAAGACAAAAAUGAUACCUGCUGAGCCUAUGGCGAGGCCUUCUCCAUUUUCAAACAUUGAACUUUGGGCUUGGACUGCUAUUUUUGUUUCAUCACUCGUCCUGGCAUUUGUAAGUCCAACAGCACUUGGAACCAGCGCAAGAACAUGCCUUCCCUUCCUUCUUGCUUCUACAGUUCUGGGUUACAUGAUUGGUAUUGGAUUACCAGCUAAUGUCAAGAAGGUCUUCCAUCCAAUUAUUUGCUGUGCCCUCUCUGCAGAUUUGGCAGCACUAGCAUAUGGGUAUUUCUCCCGGUCUGGAGUGGAUGCUGUUCUAGGCAACUACCUCACAAAAAUUCCAUCAAAUCCUGGGGCUGGUGAUAUUCUUAUGGGAUUUUUGAAUUCAGUCAUUAUUUCAUUUGCCUUUGCAAUGUUCAAACAAAGAAAGCUGAUCAAGAGGCAUGCGGCUGAGAUAUUCACAUCAAUUGUCAUUGGAACUCUGUUCUCUCUCUACUCGACUGCAGUCAUAGGCCGUGCAAUUGGCCUCGAAUCAAAUUUAACCAUAUCAAUUUUGCCAAGAUGUAUCACUGUUGCAUUAGCCCUCAGCAUAGUGUCCUUGUUUGAAGGUGUAAAUGCAUCUCUUACUGCUGCUGUUGUGGUUUUAACUGGUCUUGUUGGAGCUAAUUUUGUACAAGCAGUGAUGGAUAAACUUGGGUUGAAUGACCCCAUUGCUCGAGGAAUAGCGACUGCUUCUAGUGCUCAUGGAUUGGGAACAGCAGCAUUAUCCGCAAAGGAACCAGAAGCUCUUCCUUUUUGCGCCAUUGCUUAUGGUCUUACAGGGAUAUUUGGUUCACUCCUUUGCUCGGUGCCCGCCGUUCGGCAAAGCUUGCUUGCGGUGGCUGGCUGAAAGCUCAACUCAUUUUACUGGAAGCUCAAUUCAUUUUACUGAUCACUCUCCUUAUUAUGUUCAACAUCAUGUCUGCUAUAUCAAUGUUAUUUGAUCUCUUGUGGAUAUAAUCUUCUCUAUGUACUCAUUGAAAGCUCAAUCUUCUUUGAAUUUAUGGCAGAAAUUGCAGGCCUACAUUGAGGCCUUCUCUAUUAUUUAUUUA